AUGGCUGAUUAUGUACGUCACAAUGAAUCUCCUUCACCCUUAUUCACAUUUAAUGGUCAUGGUUCAGAAGGUUUCGCUCUGGACUGGGGUACUCAUACUAAUUCUUCUGGACAUUUAGCUACAGGAGAUUGUAAUGGUCGUAUUUAUCACUGGACACCUAGAUCUUCUGACUGGGCUGUAUCAAAUAGAGCUUAUUUAGGUCAUACAGAUUCAGUUGAAGAUAUUCAGUGGUCUCCUACGGAACCAACUGUAUUUAUCUCUGUUUCUUCGGAUCAUAGUAUACGUGUUUGGGAUGUUCGCGCACCAAUAUCGAGUGGAAGCAUGCUUACAGUCCAAGAAGCCCAUCCAGCUGAUAUAAAUGUUGCUUCUUGGAAUAAGUUGCAAGCUCUUAAUUUGCUAACGGGGGGAGAUGAUGGAACUUUAAGAAUAUGGGAUUUACGAUUAGUUCACAGUUGUUACAGUGGCAAAAAGUCAAACGAUGGAUCUGUACCUGCUUAUACGCACUUAUUUGAUUACCACAAGAAACCAAUCACAUCAGUGGAAUGGCAUCCGAAUGACGCUGGAGUGUUUGUAGCUACAUGUGAAGACGAUCAAGCUACAUUCUGGGACAUUAGUUUAGAACAAUCUGAACAAGAAUUAAAACAGUCAAAUGAAUCAAGUUCAAAUCAUGAGGCAGAUGAAGAUUUAGGCAUACCAGUUCAAUUGUUAUUUGUUCAUGGUGGCCAAACAGAGUUAAAGGAAGCACACUGGCAUCCACAAAUACCAGGACUAG
Schistosoma mattheei is the source of this 772-nucleotide messenger RNA. The record is from the annotation of a GenBank genome assembly. NCBI's taxonomy places the organism in Eukaryota, Metazoa, Platyhelminthes, Trematoda, Strigeidida, Schistosomatidae.